Molecule: messenger RNA, 3186 nt
Organism: Limulus polyphemus (Atlantic horseshoe crab)
Lineage: Eukaryota; Metazoa; Arthropoda; Merostomata; Xiphosura; Limulidae
Product: coatomer subunit gamma-2-like
Exons: 7
Coding region: 129-980 (283 amino acids)
Biological process (GO): protein secretion; intracellular protein transport; endoplasmic reticulum to Golgi vesicle-mediated transport
Cellular component (GO): endoplasmic reticulum; endoplasmic reticulum-Golgi intermediate compartment; Golgi membrane
Molecular function (GO): structural molecule activity
Source: RefSeq, a predicted model, not a curated record
AGGUGUCUAUUGUUGGUUUGGAAAAGGCUCUUCAUCAUUACACACUGGAACCAUCAGAGGCUCCGUUUGAUAUCAAGACGGUUCCCCUGUCGACUCAGAUUAUUACUGAAGAAAAGAAACCAGAUAUAAUGCCUGUUGGUAAGCCAAAAGAAAAAGUUGCUGCUUCGAGACAAGACAUUUUUGCAGAGCAACUUGGAUCAGUGGCAGAGCUGGCUUCUAUGAACCUUGGUCCUCUCUUUAAAUCAUCACAACCAGUGGAACUGACAGAAUCAGAAACGGAAUACGUUGUUCAGUGUAUCAAACACACCUUUCCUAACCACAUGGUUCUUCAGUUUGACUGUACUAACACCCUGAAUGACCAAAUUCUUGAAAACGUCCAAGUUGAUGUAGAACCUUCAGAAGGAUUUGAAUUAUUGUGUCAGAUCUCUUGCUCCAAACUAGCAUACAACGUGACAGGUACAACAUAUGCCUGCUUCAGGUUACCAGAUGAUCCCCUAGCAGCAACUGGAACUUUUAGCAAUACCUUGAAAUACCUCGUGAAAGACUGUGACCCCAACAGUGGAGAGACAGAUGAAGAAGAAGGGUAUGAAGAUGAAUAUGUGCUUGAAGACCUAGAAGUGUCGGUUGCAGACCAUGUGCAGAAGGUCUUACAACCUAACUUUGCAGCUGCAUGGGACGAACUUGGUCCCGACAACGAACUGGAAGACACCUUUGCUUUAUCGUCUAUGACAACUCUAGAAGAAGCUAUAAAAAGCAUCAUCCAGUUUAUGGGAAUGCAGCCUUGUGAACGAUCAGACAAAGUGCCAGAAGGAAAGAGUGCUCACACACUUUUCCUUGCAGGAGUUUAUCGAGGAGGCCACGACGUCCUAGUUCGAGCUAAGUUGGCUCUUGGGGCUAGCUCUGAAGGUGUUACCAUGAACCUGGCUGUGCGUAGCAUGGACCCCAAUGUUAGUGAGGUGAUAGCUUCAGCGGUUGGUUAGUUUGUUCUUGCAUUUUCAAAACUCUGUAUCAUGUAUGGGCCUGUGGUCUCAUUGCCAUCACCACUGGAUUGAAAUUUCAAUAAAGCUCCCAUGUGGCAUAUAGCAAACAAUGUGAAAUUUAUCUUCAAUUUCAGGUGAAUCUAUUUACUUUCUUUCUGUUAUAUACCAGAGAAAUAUGCUUAUAUUUGUUUUCUGUAAUCGUUAAUCUAUCAUUUAUCACAGAGAAAAGCACCAGUUAAAUUAUUGGUAAUUAUCUUUACUUCUUAAACAAAUCACCAUGUUGAUGUUUUACACUUAUUGUUCUAAAGUAUAUAUCACUUACGGGGAAAACAAUUACCAGCUUUAAAUGAGAAAAAAUAGUAUCUGAGUAGUGGUUAAGUUGUUGUACUUUAACUGGAACCAAAAGUUGCCUUGUUAAACAGUCAAAGUGCCAGCAAGAAUGACAGACGUACAUACAGGUAUUCCUUGUGGAGAUUGUAAAGUUAAAAUAAUAGUUAUGUAUAAAGUUGUUUCAUAAGAGUUGAUGCUUAAGUUUAUGAAUCAACAGUUCUGGUUAAAAGUUUAGUGAUUUGAUCUUGAACAUGCUUAUUUGUUAACUUUAUCAUACUAUUUUUGUAGAUCUUUGUAGUACGAACCAGAAAUAUUCAGCUGUAAAUUGAAAGUUACUCCUAAACAUAAAAGUUACAAUGUUGAAAUUUUAUGUAAAUUGUGAAAACUGAAUAAAAAUUAACUUAAAAAAACUUUUAAAUUCUUUGACUGCAGCAUACUAAAGACGAUUCUUGUUUAUUUGGUUUUGUAAUUUUUUUAUACCACCAAAUCCACAUGUAAACUUGAAAGUUUUUAAUUAAAAGAAUAGAAAUUUGUUUAUGUUUAACUCCAUUGUUGUGAAAUAGCGAAUAGUUUGAUUUCCAAGUAUAAUUCAAAAGACAAAGUGCAUCCUAAUUGUUUCUUCACAAGCUUUUUUUUUAUCAGUUUAUAGUUUAAUGUAUCCUAAAAUUGAUUGGUAUUUAAAGACAAGAUCAGAUCUGUAGAUGACAGAUACUUUGUCUUUAAUGUCUGUUAAUAGAUUCAGUCUGUAUCCUAAACAUUUCUUUCUCGUCGAAGUCCGUCAACAAACUUGAUAAAAAGGAGAUAUUGGGUAUUAUGAUAUUUAAAGUUUCAAAGUAACAAUGUACUUUUGUUUUUUGACAAAUCUUAAACUCCUGCAUUGUUAAACAAUAUCUUGAAUUAUUUUGUGAACGAUGUCUGUAAACAGACUUGUUUUCAAGUUCACCUUUUUUAGGGGGAUCGUUGGACUAAUCUUUUACCAUGCUUAAUGCUACAUAGCAGUAAUUACUAACAAAAAUGUUUUAUUAGCAUAGUUUUCCGUCAUUCACUAACGUAAUUUUACAUGGUUGAGUUCUUUGAUAACCAUUAUGGGAACCUUUCUAGACCAGGUUUUUUGUUUUAGUGGUAACUUGGAUGGUUUCAGAGCUCUUCAGAUUGAUCAAAAAGUAGUUGAUAUUGUUAAAGAUAACUUAAAGACGUGUGUGCUACUCGUCUCUUUUUUUUGUUCAUCUCCAGUGAAUGAGAAGUCAUUUUAGGUUUGAAAUGAACAGCUACAUAAAUUAGUAAGUACAGAAUAUAACAAAAAUUACAAAUGAGUGAAAAUAGAAAUUGCACAAUGAAAACGUAUUUACAGUCUAAUCGUUUAGAUGCAUUUCUGAUGUUUGGUUAUGAAGUUUUAAAGAUUUCACGUGAAUGUGAGAAACCGAACUGUUUCGGGAGUAACAAUUAUGUACGCCAUUGUCAUUUGGUGAACAGAAAUUUGUCCGUGAAUAACUUAAAGAUAAUUUUAUUUUGUUAAUUUCAUGAACACUUUCAAUUCUGUUUGGGUUUUGAUAACAGUUGUCUCAGUAAGAGUUGAAGUGUUUUUAUAAAUCUUAAUCCAAACUGUUAGUAUCACAGACUAGUCUACUACAGAGCAUUACUGCUGAAAUUAUUGAGUAAUUUGAAUGGCAUGUUUUAUUUAAAUUAUUGGUAUAUUUCUUUACAAUGGUAUCUAUGUAUUAUAACCUUCCAUCUUGUUCUAAGCCAUUCCAGUACAAUGGGAGCUUUUAUAAGUAGUUUUGAAUUACAUGAUGAUACAUAAAAUAUGUUAAUUUUAUGUAUUUGGACUGUCAUGCACUGUUAGCUGAGUGAAUAAAAUGAAUGUUUUCAUAGUGUA